Molecule: messenger RNA, 1534 nt
Organism: Hemicordylus capensis (graceful crag lizard)
Lineage: Eukaryota; Metazoa; Chordata; Lepidosauria; Squamata; Cordylidae
Gene: CKB
Product: creatine kinase B
Exons: 8
Coding region: 182-1327 (381 amino acids)
Biological process (GO): phosphocreatine biosynthetic process
Molecular function (GO): creatine kinase activity
Source: RefSeq, a predicted model, not a curated record
CAAUGGAAUGAAUGGAAUAUAAAUACUAGCCAAUAGGCAGCCAGCUUGGGCUGUGUAUAAAACUGAUGAGGAGGUGGGGGUGAGGUUCCACUCCGGGCAGGUCUUUCUGGGAGCGCGCUGAGGAGCACUAGCCUUUCUUUUUCUCAGAAGUCCUCGCUCCUUGCAGCCAGUGUCUGCCACCAUGCCAUUCUCAAACAGCCACAACCUCUUGAAGACGAAGUAUUCUGCGGAGGACGAGUAUCCAGAUCUGAGUGUACACAACAAUCAUAUGGCUAAAGUGUUGACCUUGGAACUGUAUGCCAAGUUGAGGGGUAAACAGACACCUAGUGGAUUUUCCAUGGAUGAUGCAAUUCAAACUGGGGUUGACAACCCAGGCCAUCCCUACAUCUUGACAGUAGGUGCUGUAGCUGGCGACGAGGAGUCCUAUGAUGUGUUUCAGGAGCUCUUUGAUCCCAUUAUUGAGGACCGACAUGGAGGCUACAAGCCUUCGGACCAGCACAAGACGGAUUUGAAUGCCGACAACUUGCAGGGUGGUGAUGAUCUGGAUCCCAACUAUGUCCUAAGCUCACGUGUCCGAACCGGCAGAAGCAUUCGUGGGUUCUGCCUUCCCCCUCAUUGUAGCCGAGGAGAGAGACGUGCAAUUGAGAAGCUUUCUGUGGAAGCUCUGGCUAGCCUGGAAGGGGAUCUCAAUGGGCGGUACUAUGCCCUGAAGAACAUGACAGAUGCCGAGCAGCAGCAGCUCAUUGAUGACCACUUCCUGUUUGACAAGCCGGUUUCUCCUCUGCUCUUGGCCUCUGGGAUGGCACGAGACUGGCCGGAUGGCAGGGGCAUCUGGCAUAACGACAACAAGACCUUCCUUGUGUGGAUCAACGAGGAAGACCACCUUAGAGUUAUUUCCAUGCAGAAAGGUGGGAAUAUGAGGGACGUCUUCAGCCGCUUCUGCACUGGCCUAACGCAGAUUGAAACACUCUUCAAGUCCAAAGGCUACGAGUUUAUGUGGAACUCCCACCUUGGCUACAUCUUGACCUGCCCAUCCAACCUCGGCACGGGUCUCCGUGCAGGAGUUCACAUUAAGCUGCCCAACCUUGGCAAGCAUGAGAAGUUUGGAGAAGUCCUCAAGAGGCUGAGGCUGCAGAAACGUGGCACAGGUGGUGUAGACACCGCUGCUGUGGGAGGAGUGUUUGACGUCUCCAAUGCUGACCGCCUUGGCUUCUCGGAGGUGGAGCUGGUGCAAAUGGUGGUGGACGGAGUGAAGCUCCUGAUUGAGAUGGAGAAAUGCCUUGAGAAAGGCCAGCCCAUUGACGACCUCAUCCCAGCUCAGAAAUGAAAAGCACUUUAACCCCUCCUCAUGCUGCUUCCUAACUUAUUGGAUGAUGAAUAAUACAAGAAAACGCUCCAAUCAAAACCCUGGAGGCAAAAGAAAACCCCACUUAGUAACACUUGUAGAAAGUCUUCCAUCCAUAUGUGUUAGAGUUUAUUUUUUUGAUGGCUGAGAUGUCACUGAGAAACUGAAAUAAACCAUUGUUUGGCCUGA